Messenger RNA from Bipolaris victoriae FI3, 372 nucleotides. RefSeq lists its product as hypothetical. Lineage: Eukaryota; Fungi; Ascomycota; Dothideomycetes; Pleosporales; Pleosporaceae. The transcript has 3 exons. The record is from RefSeq and is a predicted model, not a curated record. Bases 1 to 372 code for a protein of 123 amino acids.
AUGCGCAUUCUAGCCGCAAAUCCCCCGCUUGCCCUCUCUGCAGCUCUCACAGUCCCCAGCAAUAUGGACAACGAUCUGACGAAACGAGGAAACGACAUGGUCGCAAUCCUCUCAUGUAAUGGCGUCCUUGUAGCCUGUGCGGCUGCAUGCCUGAGACUUCAAGCUACGCAUGCACGAGAGGCUUGUAACUCUUUUUGUUACCAUGCAUGGCUGCGGCAGCUUCGAGAAGCUGACAACAACCUUCCAUCUGGAAUCGAUGCGCCCGCGAUUACUCGUCGUCAAAAUAUACAGGCGGUUAGCGGAUGCAAUGGCAGAAUGGUCAAGUGCAUCGACGCUGUGAACGAUUCUUUGGGCGAUGUUACCUUUGCAUGA